UACAUAUACUAACAUCUUCAACCACAAGCACCUGUCCACUUUAAUUAAUCUCCUCCAAACCAACAACACGUACAGGACAAACAUCCAUCUCACCACUAAUCGAGUUCGUUAGUUUCAAGCAUGGAUUAUUGGAAAUCCAAGGUUGCUCCCAAAAUCAAGAAAAUUUUUGAAAAGAGUGGCACCAAGAAGGCUGCUGCUGCAGAGCUCUGCAAGACCUUCGAAGACUCUAAGGAGGAGUAUGGAAAGGAUUUCGAAGAGAAGAAGACUGAGCUUCAACCCAGAGUUGUUGAAAUUUAUGAAGCUUCUUCAACUGAGAUCAAGGCUUUGGUGAAAGAUCCUAAGGAUACAGGGUUGAAGAAGAACUCAGCUGCAAUUCACAAGUUUCUUGACGAGCUUGCCAAGAGUGAUUUUCCGGGAUCAAAGGCGGUGAGCGAAGCGUGUUCUAAGGUGGGGGCAGCAUACUUGUCGGCUCCGGUUUUCUUCGUCUUUGAGAAAGUGUCUUCUUUGCUCCCGGAGGAGAAGAAAGAAGAGGCAGUGGCUACUGAAGAAGACACUAAGAAAAAUGGGGAAGCGGAGCCACCGGCAGCUGAGCCGGCCGCCGUUGAACCACCAAAGCCGGAAGAAAAAACGGCUGAGGCGGCGGCCAAAGCCUGAUCUCAAUUGAUGACCACGACGUCCCAUCAUACGCUUAUCAUCAAAUUUGUGCAUAAAGUUGCCGUAAUUUGUGUUGUAAGAAAAUAUAAAUGUGGUUUUUUUAGUUUUUUUUUUUUAUUCUUUAUUGAU
This is a messenger RNA of Ipomoea nil (Japanese morning glory), 783 nucleotides long. Its product is annotated as plasma membrane-associated cation-binding protein 1. NCBI's taxonomy places the organism in Eukaryota, Viridiplantae, Streptophyta, Magnoliopsida, Solanales, Convolvulaceae. The coding region runs from base 121 to 654 and encodes 177 amino acids. The transcript has 5 exons. The record is from RefSeq and is a predicted model, not a curated record. Gene Ontology annotation, cellular component: plasma membrane.